Cyclocybe aegerita is the source of this 330-nucleotide messenger RNA. NCBI's taxonomy places the organism in Eukaryota, Fungi, Basidiomycota, Agaricomycetes, Agaricales, Hemipholiotaceae. The record is from the annotation of a GenBank genome assembly.
AUGUUUGGCGUCAUGAACGAGCCUCACGACGUCCCCGAUAUCAGUAUAUGGGCACGGACCGUCCAGGAAGUUGUCGCUGCCAUCCGUCGUACCGGAGUAACCCGACAGAAAAUCCUGCUGCCUGGAAACAACUGGACCUCAGCUGCAACUUUUGUAUCCAGCGGCUCUGCCGAUGCUCUCAGCAGAGUCGUUGAUUUCGAUGGUUCUAAACACAACCUCAUCUUCGACGUCCACAAAUACCUGGACGCGGACAACUCGGGGAUGCACGAGUCAGUUUGCCUUGGGAUUUUGCAUCCCCUGAUGAUGCGGUGCUUCAUAGGGAGUGUGUAA